CAAGGAUUAUGACAUAAUUGCACCUGCAAUUGUGACAACAAUUUAAAACCUUGCUUCUGUGCUUGGUAUACUUUGAUCAAGUUAUGUUGCUUGUGAAGUCUGUCUGGGGCUUUUCAUGGAAGAGAGGGCUGGAAUACUACACUAGUGGAAAUAGAAAAGAUUUGGAAGUUAAGAUGGUUUUGAAGGGAAGGUCAAAAUGACUGAGGAGAAUUGAUUUUAGCAAAUUAAUUGCAGAAAAUGUUGUUUUAUGUUUGAGGCAUUAGAUUUAUUGUUUUGAUGUGCUAUGAUACUAGUGAGCUUAGAGUACAAAAUUGAUCGAGGGGUCCAGAAGAAUUACUAGGAUGAAAUACCCAUCCCAUCAAUUUUAAGUCCCCAAUGAUUCUACUCUAAUCAACGAUUACUAGGUCGAAAUCACCGAUCCAUUGAUUUUAUGAACUCCCUCCGGGAUUCUACUCUGACCCACCAGAUUGCAAUCCUAGGUCUACAUGAGCUGAAGACUCCUCAGGAUAUCCAGACUUGCUACUCUGGAGGCAGAAAUUGUCUUCUUCUAUAAUUGCCUCUAAAGAUAUUGCAGGGGACAUAUUUUCUGUCGGUUGUCUCUUGGCAGAACUUCAUCUUUGCAGGCCACUCUUUGAUUCAAUCUCAUUGGCAGUAUACUUGGAAGAUGGAACCUUACCAGGAUUUCUGCAGGAACUACCUCCUCAUGUUAGAAUACUUGUCGAAGCAUGCAUCCAAAAGGAUUGGAUGAGGCGGCCAUCGGCCAAAAUUCUUCUGGAAUCACCUUAUUUUCCGAAAACAAUCAAGUCAUCCUACUUGUUUCUUGCUCCACUUCAGCUUGUAGCUAAAGAUGAAUCUCGUCUUCGGUUUGCUGCAAAUCUUGCAAAGCAGGGAGCUCUCAGGCAUAUGGGUUCAUUUGCUACAGAAAAGUGUGCUACUUAUUGCUUACCACUAAUAGUGAAUGCUGUGAGUGAUACUGAAGCUGAAUGUGCAUACAUACUGCUGGAGGAGUUGAUGAAAUGCUUAACAGCACAAGCAGUGAAAACAUUAAUAUUGCCAACCAUACAGAAACUUUUACAGAACACAGGUUAUUUACAUUUAAAGGUUUCCCUUUUACAAGAUUCAUUUGUACGUGAAAUAUGGAACCGCGUCGGUAAACAAGCAUACCUGGAAACUAUUCACCCAUUGGUCUUAUCAAACUUGUAUAUUUCUCCGGAUAAGAGUUCAGCUGCCUCUGCUUCGGUGCUCCUAUUCGGUUCUAGUGAGGAGAUUGGUGUACCAAUUACCAUCCAUCAGACUAUCUUGCCUCUUGUUCACUGCUUUGGGAAAGGAUUAUGUGUAGACGGCAUUGAUGUGCUGGUCAGAAUUGGGGGUAUUAUUGAGGAAUCCUUUAUUGUUAAACAGAUGUUACCAUUACUGAAAAAUGUUAUCCGAUCCUUCAUUGAUGUGUCAUGCAUGAAUAAGCCUGAUCCUGUCCAGAGUUGGAGUGCUUUAGCACUUAUUGAUUGUAUGAUGACUUUAGAUGGCCUUGUAGCUUUCUUAACAGAAGAAAUCAUUGUAAAGGAGCUGCUUGAAGACAUAAGUUACAUACACGUUGGGGUUCUUAUGCAGAAACAUAUGGAAAUUGCAGUGCUUCAGGUUGCUGCUACUACCCUUUUUGGAAUUAGUCAGCGGAUGGGAGCAGAUUUGACGGCAUUGCAUAUUCUUCCAAAACUUAAAGAACUAUUUGAUGAGCUUGCUUUCUCCCAGGAAAUUUCUAAAGGUUCGACUGCUGUUGGCAGAAACUUGAAGGUCACGAAAUUAAAAAUUGGAGGAGACUUCCAAAUUGAGACUCGUAUGGAUCUAGUGUGAGUGUCAAAACUUAACUUCAGAGCAGGUUUUAUGGUGGGAGAAACCACUCUCCUUGGCUAUUUAAUGCAAAACUAGAAUAACACUAGGUAAAGGAGAGGAGAAAAUGGUAUGUAAGAAAAGGAUGAGAAGGAAAUCACACAAGGGUAAACAGAAAUUAGAUUUUUUUGUGUCACACUAGUGGUUGUUAUCAAAUUUUAUAAGUUAAUUGCAAUAAACCCCUUUUUAUAGUGAAAGGCAUGUAAUCCCAUAUAUAGUAUGAAGAUUCCCACCACCCACACAAUACUAGAGCAGAUAGACAAAAGACGAUAUAUGUGGUUAGGCGAUCCUAAUUGUUAGACGAUAUAUUAUGAAUCAUUCGUGCAACACAAUCGUCGUAUCCUCUCCUUUGUGUUAAACUCAAGUCUUCAUUCUUGAACUACAGGAAUUCAUGUUAUAUUCUUUUUCAUUGUUAUAGGAAUAAAUUCAUAAUUCGUUUAAAUGUUAUGAUUCAUAUUAAA
Molecule: messenger RNA, 2345 nt
Organism: Cicer arietinum (chickpea)
Lineage: Eukaryota; Viridiplantae; Streptophyta; Magnoliopsida; Fabales; Fabaceae
Source: RefSeq, a predicted model, not a curated record